Molecule: messenger RNA, 6531 nt
Organism: Oncorhynchus gorbuscha (pink salmon)
Lineage: Eukaryota; Metazoa; Chordata; Actinopteri; Salmoniformes; Salmonidae
Product: neuronal cell adhesion molecule-like
Exons: 32
Coding region: 320-4255 (1311 amino acids)
Biological process (GO): cell-cell adhesion; brain development
Molecular function (GO): cell-cell adhesion mediator activity
Source: RefSeq, a predicted model, not a curated record
AGAGAGAGAGAGAGAGCGAGAGGAGGAGAGGACCAGUCAAGCAGCAGAGGCAAGUGGAAGCUCAACGGACCGACGCGGUUCCAACUGAAAAUACACACCGGGGAAAAAUAGCACUCUACUGCAAGGACCUGGAAGAAAGAGCGCACCUCACACUGCAGAUUGAAGAAGAACAGACAGGAGUGUUGAGUCUCGAACAGGAGAUUGGAGUGGAUCGGUUCUUCUCUGUUGUGAAUGUGCACGUGGCCGAGGGGUUCUGAUUGAGGGGAGAGGGGGGACUUAUCUCUGUCUGGGGGAGGACCUUUGCAUCAGACAACCAAUCAUGGAGAGGACGAGGGCGAGAGCAACAGUGUUCCUGAUGCUGUUCCUGGGUAACCUCGGCAACGCUCUGGAGGUCCCACUAGACCCUAAAGUUCUGGAAGGAUUGCCGCAGCCACCAACCAUAACCCACCAGUCUCCCAAGGAUUUCAUCAUCGACCCUCGGGAGAACAUCGUCAUCCACUGUGAUGCCAAGGGGAAGCCGCAUCCCAGCUUCUCGUGGACCAGGAACGGGACCCACUUUGACAUUGACCAGGACCCCAAGGCCACAAUGCGACCCCACUCUGGCACCCUGGUGGUGGACAUCAGUGGAGAGAAGGUUGAGUCAUAUGAGGGGGUGUACCAGUGUACGGCCAGGAACGAACAUGGGACUGCAGUAUCAAACAAUAUCGUCAUCAGACAGUCCAGGUCGCCCUUGUGGUCGAAGGAAAGAAACGAGCCGAUCAUCGUUCAGGAGGGCGUGUCUCUGGUGCUACAGUGCCGGCCCCCUGCCGGCCUGCCCCCUCCCAUCAUCUUCUGGAUGAACAUCAACUUCCAGAGGCUGCCUCAGAGCAGCCGUGUGUCCCAGGCGUUGAACGGAGACCUGUACUUCUCCAACGUCCUGAAGGAGGACUCGAGGAACGACUACAUCUGUUACGCCCGCUUCCCGCACACGCAGACCAUCCAGCAGAAACAACCCAUCACCGUCACAGUGCUCAACCUGGAUGCAAUCAAUGAGACUGUUGCUGCUUUGUACAAUGAAACUGAUUUUCUUAGUGAUGGCUCGGCGGAGGAGAGGAGACCCACCUUCCUGAUUCCGUCUGGCUCCAGCAGCUCCAAGAUGGUGCUGAGAGGACAGGUCCUGGAGUUGGAGUGUAUCGCUGAGGGACUACCUACUCCAGAGGUCUCAUGGAGUAAGGUGAGCGGGGAGUUCCCUGCCAAGCGGACCUCCUUCCUGCACUUCCAGAAGACACUGCGCAUUGUUGACGUGUCUGAGGCGGACGCCGGAGAGUACCGCUGCACCGCCCGCAACCGCCUGGCCUCCGUACACCACACCAUCCGCGUCACCGUCAAAGCGGCCCCGUACUGGAUCAGUACCCCCAGAAACCUGGUGCUGGCUCCCAGAGAGAGGGGUAAUUUGAUCUGCAGGGCCAGCGGAACCCCCAAACCCACCAUCACCUGGGCCAUGAACGGAAUCCCCAUAGAAAAUUCACCUAAAGACCCUAGUAGGAAGGUGGAGGGAGACACAAUCAUCUUCGAGGAAGUCCAGACUGGAUCCAGCGCAGUCUAUCAGUGCCACGCCUCCAAUGAAUAUGGAUAUCUGCUGUCCAAUGCCUUCGUCAACGUUCUCUCUGAAACACCCAGAGUCCUGACACCAGCUAACAAGGUCUACCAGGUGAUCAGGAACAGCCGCGCCUUACUGGACUGUUCCUCCUUCGGCUCGCCCAUCCCCAAAAUAACAUGGUUUAAGGACAGCAGGUCCAGCACCCUGGACGGGGACCCCUACGUGCUGCAUGAGAACGGGACUCUGGAGAUACACGUGGCCCAGGCCCUCAACAGUGGGAAGUACACUUGUGUGGCCAGGAACUCUCUGGGCAUCUCCGAGAACCACGUCUAUCUUGAGGUCAAAGAGCCCACGCGUAUCCUGAAGCAGCCGGAGUACAAGGUGGUGCAGAGGAACAGGAACGUGGUGUUUGAGUGUAAAGUAAAACACGACCCCUCCCUCAUCCCUACCAUGACCUGGGUCAAAGACAAUGGAGAACUACCCGACGACGAGAGGUUUGUGGUGGACUCUGACAGCCUGACCAUAAACGACGUGUCAGAGAAUGACGCAGGAACUUACACCUGCAUCAUGGUCACUACUCUGGACCAGGACUCUGCUAGCGCUGAGCUCACUGUUGUCGAGGCAGCUCCUACUCCAGCUAUAGUCUACGAACAACCAGACCCUCCUACUGACCUGGAGCUGACAGACCAGAAGCCCAGGAGUGUCCAGCUCACCUGGAUACCCGGAGACGAACACAACAGCCCUAUUCACAUGUUUGUGAUCCAAUACGCAGACUCUCUCCACCACCAUGGCCACUGGCACAACCUGACGGUGGUUCCGGGCAUCAAGACCACGGCCCACCUGAAGCUGUCUCCUUAUGUCCACUACACCUUCCGAGUCCUGGCCCUCAAUGCCGUGGGCCUCUCCAACCCCUCCUUGCCCUCUCGCGUAUACAAGACCAACCCUUCAGCUCCAGAUGAGAACCCCAGUGGAGUUGAUGGCUUUGGAACGGAACACGACAACCUUGUGAUCUCGUGGAAGCCAAUGUCAGGUCACCAGGCCAACGGACCAGGCCUGCAUUAUAAGGUGAUGUGGAGACAGAAGGACGUGGACAAGGAGUGGACGUCAGUGACCGUGGCUAACGUCUCCAAGUUCAUGGUCUCUGGCACGCCCACCUUCACACCCUACGAGGUCCAGGUUCAAGCCAUCAACGACUACGGGAUUGGACCUGAGCCCGCUGUGGUCACCGGACACUCCGGGGAGGACUUGCCGAUGCAGGCACCAGACACUGUCCAGGUCCUCGUGUUGAAUAGCAGUCUGGCUGAGGUGCACUGGGAGCCUGUCCCUCCUAAGACAGUACGGGGACGUCUUAAGGGAUACAAGGUGUACUACUGGCGUGAGCGGAGCCUCCACAAACACAACCCCCACCAUGUGGAGCAGCAAGUCCUGACCUUCAGUGGGAACAAGAGUCACGGCAUGCUCCCAGGCCUGCAGCCCUACAGCCUCUACCUGUUCAACGUCAGGGUCUUCAACGGCAAGGGGGAGGGCCCUGCCAGCUCCAACCAGCAGUUCGAGACCCCUGAGGGAGUCCCUGGGCGGCCAUCUUUCCUGAGGAUCACCAACCCUAACCUGGACUCUCUCACUCUGGAGUGGGGCCCUCCCUACGACCGCAACGGACGCCUCACCGGCUACACCCUCAAAUAUCAGACCGUCAACAUCUCCGACGUGCUGGGUCCGGUGGAGGAGCUGGCCCUGCCAGCCAACGAGACCUCCGUCACUCUCCUUAACCUCAAGUACAGCACACGUUACAAGUUUUAUUUCAAUGCCAAAACAGGCCAGGGAGCAGGGCCUGUCGUUACAGAGGAAGCCGCCACGAUCAUGGACGAAGGGAACACCCAACCCUCACCUCCCGUAGCACGGUCUCCUCCGGCACACCUCCCAUUCCACAAGGUGCAUCCAGAGGCUCCGGCAUUCGGGAACGUUAGCUCUUCCGUGGGAGAGGACGGAACGCUGAUCAGUUGGGAAUACUGGGGAGCGGAAAAAAACGUUUAUGUAGAAUAUAUAGUAGAGAACGAUAACAGUGAAGAGGAGUGGCAGAAAGAGUAUGUAAAUGGCUCUCGGGUCUAUGUGCUGAAGGGCUUAAAGGAGGGCCUGUCCUAUAGGGUGCGAGUGGUCGCCAAGGGCCACAACGGCCAAGCGGUGCUCCACCAAUCAGAAGAGCUUUUGGUGAUAAUUCCAGCUAUGGCAGCCCGACAGGUGGAUAUUGCAACUCAGGGCUGGUUCAUCGGCCUGAUGUGUGCCAUCGCUCUCCUCAUCCUCGUUCUCCUCAUCAUCUGCUUCAUACAGAGAAACAAGGGAGGAAAAUACCCAGUGAAAGAAAAAGAGGACGCUCACACAGACCCAGAGUUCCAGCCCAUGAAAGAGGAUGACUGUACUUUCGGGGAAUACAGUGACACUGAGGACCAUAAGCCGUUAAAAGGGAGCCGCACACCGUCUAACGGGACGGUGCACAGGGACAACAGUGACGACAGUUUAGUAGACUACGGCGGCGAUGGUGGAGACGGCCAGUUCAACGAGGAUGGGUCUUUUAUUGGACAGUAUAGCGGGAAGAGCUCCGCCAGGGACACUGCUGGGGGCCACGAAAGCUCCGAGGCCCCGUCCCCUGUUAAUACCUCCGCUAUGAACUCCUUUGUGUAGCCGGCUGGUUGAUCAGUAGGUCAGCCAGGUGGAGGGAUAGGCAGCCAGGCCAGUAGGUGGUGCUGCAGUAAACUGAACUCCUUUGUAGCCAGCUGGUUAAACAGCCAGGUCCAUAGGUUUGUGUAGCCAGACAUUUGGACAUCCAAACCUGUAGGGGCUCUCCAGUGACUGGUCCAUUCGCCAUCUUCACAGGGCUGUUCUUCACAUCACCUUGUGGCUUAUUGUCGUCCCGUGCCCCACCCAUCCGCACACUACUGUCACAAACACAUAGGAGACUUCUUAAGAGACACAUGUGAGACUCUCUACACUGGAGGAUUGUACGUUAUCAUUUGGAAAUCACUGAAUUUGCGGAGGGAAUGCGGAGGCUGUUCCAACUCUUUUAUUCUCUGUAGCCUGUUGACUUAGUAGCGACACUUAGGACCAGACGUCUCCCUGAAAUGAUGCACAAACACAUAUUAACACAAAUGAGUCGAUUAUUACAUGGAAGCUAUUGUCUAUUUAUCUUGAACUGCUAUACGGUACACAUUUGAAUUAUUUGGGUUUGCCAUAUGGUUUUUCCGGUCAAAGCAUUAUCUGGAUAUUAGUGUGUGCGUUCGAGGUACUUUGUCCUUCAGGGCAACCCGCAAAGAGGCAUCAGUGUCUGUCGACAUGGUGGUGAAACGUGUUACUAAGUACAUGAAAAUCAGUUGCAUCUACAGCGCAGGAUUAUGUCCAGUGAGCUCCCGAAAGUAUUCUUCUACCUGAAUCUGUGAUUCCGACUCCAAGCAGGCUCAAUCAAGCAUGACUCCAGUUACAUCAGUCGCAUCCACGCCCUCACCAGGGGAUGCUGGUGCCACUUUAAAUGGGAGGACAGGCUCGCCGUUAAAGGCUCGAAUGAAAUGAACGGGACGGUAUCAAACACCAGCCUCCACUGGUGCUCACAUGUCACCUUUGUUUUGAUCACUGCAAAUGCUGAAGUGCGGCAUGCUGUCAUGACAUCAUCAUCAAACCUUUGACCUGCAUGUGACCUUACUUCCCGUGGUUGCACAUCCCAUGACCUGACGGUGACUUUAUGGCUCUUUCUGUGCGACCCAAAGUGCAUGUACUGACAUCCAACUCUUUUCUUUAGCUUUUCUUUCAACAUGUUGCGUUUAUUUGUGGUGCUGUGUGGCCUUCAGCAGUACGGUGCCUUUUACUACAAAACUUCAGUUCAGUCUAGAUUAAUUCACAAAAAUACCGUUUUACCCAGAGUUUAGUGGGUGGAAUGCCCAUACAGCAAUAGUCAUACUCUGAGGAUGAUGGGUUCAGCUAGGAAGGACGAAAGGAUGGAGGACUCCAUAAAUUAAGGAAUAAUUCAUACAGUCAUCUUUUGAAAAGCUUCAAAAUGCUUCUCCCUCAGAUAAGCGGCUUAGGGUUGCCAUAUUGGACGCGGUCAAGGCUCUGUACAUUUUUUCAAGUUUCGGGUCAUCUACGAAGUGUUUGAUCAUAUUUUUGCGCUGUGUGUGCGUGCGUGUUGAGGGGAUAAUAUUCAUGCGAGUCACUUAUACUAACUACAUUUGAUGGCCUUUGGCGUGAUAAGGGAAGGGAUCGAGAUUUUUAUUUUAACUUGCAUCAAGUUUUACAUUGUUUUUUUUUGUAUGAACAUUAUCUGUUGCAUUUGUAAAUAUAUACUCUAAUUGACUGUACAGAAAACCACUGCAAGAGGAGCUUAAAAUGGAUAGUUCAGCCAAAUGACAACAUUUGAUCAACCAUCCCUUUUAAGAGCCGGGGAGGCAGAACUGUGCAUGAGAAGGUUUUGACUGGCUGAGAGAGCUGUGUUCAAUAUAGACUACUUCUAUAGAAUAAAUAUACAUUUUUUGUUGUUACUAUUUCUUUUUUUCUUUGCUGUGAACAUUGUACAUUAUUGUAACUAACAGGACAAGACGUUGCUCAUGAGUUCACAUUUGGAUGGUUUCCAUUUGUCAGCGAUAUUGUUGUGCUUUUCCCUAUUUUGUACUACAUGAAACCAUACAUACUCUGGAAGCCUUCAGAUGUAAUGGACUUCGGAGCGUAAGACAAGUACCCCUCGAUGUACUGUGUCAUUCUGGUUUAUGUUGCUUAUAUGAGCAGCACAAGGUCUGCCAAACUCCUCCACUUUGUGACCGUAUUGAAAAUGGUUUGGUGUUCUUAUUCUAAAACAGUUUCAAGGUUUUUACUAACAAUUUGAUUUGUAUUUAAGUUUCUCCACGUAGUGAAAUAACAAAUUUCCAAGUAACUUGAAAUGUAAUGAAUGAAUAAAGUAUUAUUAUCUUCUUCGA